Messenger RNA from Pezoporus flaviventris, 967 nucleotides. It is a transcript of the gene ISCU, whose product is annotated as iron-sulfur cluster assembly enzyme. The transcript has 5 exons. NCBI's taxonomy places the organism in Eukaryota, Metazoa, Chordata, Aves, Psittaciformes, Psittacidae. Bases 72 to 557 code for a protein of 161 amino acids. Gene Ontology annotation, cellular component: cytoplasm; mitochondrial matrix. Gene Ontology annotation, biological process: intracellular iron ion homeostasis; iron-sulfur cluster assembly. Gene Ontology annotation, molecular function: ferrous iron binding; 2 iron, 2 sulfur cluster binding. The record is from RefSeq and is a predicted model, not a curated record.
GGGGGGGGCGUGGCCUCCGCGUGCGAGGCUAUAUAAGGGCGCGGCGGGGCCCCGCCCCUUCCAGGUGCAAGAUGGCGGCGCUGAGGGCGGUGGGGUCGGCGCUGCUGCGGCCGGGCCGCGGGGCGGAGGCGGCCAGGCUGGGCUACCACAAGAAGGUGGUGGAUCACUACGAGAACCCGCGCAAUGUCGGCUCCCUCGACCGCAACGCCAAGAACGUGGGCACCGGCCUGGUGGGCGCCCCGGCGUGUGGAGAUGUCAUGAAGCUGCAGGUGGAAGUGGAUGAGAACGGGAGGAUCGUGGACGCCCGUUUCAAAACCUUCGGUUGUGGCUCAGCGAUUGCAUCGAGUUCACUGGCAACCGAGUGGGUCAAAGGGAAAACGGUUGAUGAAGCAUUGAAAAUCAAGAACACGGAUAUUGCUAAAGAGCUCUGCCUUCCUCCUGUCAAACUGCACUGCUCCAUGCUGGCUGAAGAUGCCAUCAAGGCUGCCUUGGCCGACUACAAGUUGAAGCAGGAUUCAAAGAAAGAAGUGUCAGAGAAGAAAGCAAACAACGCCUGAACUGACUGUGAAGCUUGUUCUCGUUCCACUUCCUUUUGCAGUGCAAUUACUUUAGAUUAGUAGGAUCUUGCUCACUACUAAAGCAAGCUGUAAGAUACGCACAACUUACGCACAACGUGUCGCUGGAGGUGUGUGGACGGCCACUCUUGUGCUCGCACGAUGGAGGUGGGGGGUUCAGCAGCCUCUCUCCUGUCACAGCUCCCUUUGGGGGAGUGAAGAAGGCUGCUCACCCCGGAGGGAAAUUCCUCCUGUUCUGGUACUCGAAGGGCUGCACUUUUUCCUUUGGAAGAUGUAGAGUUUUCUUAAUAUUUCACUGGAAUUAAUGGGAAACGUUGCCUUGGUCUUAUUCUUUCUGUAAGAACUGGAGGUCUGUGUGUACAAACACGGGGUGGUUCAUCUGCCACAGACUA